AUGACAUCCGCAACAUCACCCAUCAUUCUUAAAUGGGACCCCAAAAGUCUGGAAAUCAGGACUCUUACCGUGGAGAGCCUCCUCGAACCACUUGUCACCCAGGUGACAACUCUGGUAAACACAAGCAGCAAGGGCCCAUCGGGUAAAAAGAAAGGUCGGUCUAAAAAGGCUCAUGUCCUGGCGGCCUCCGUGGAACAAGCCACUCAAAACUUUUUGGAAAAAGGAGAACAGAUUGCGAAAGAUAGUCAAGACCUAAAGGAGGAGUUGAUCGCCGCCGUGGAGGACGUCAGGAAACAAGGAGAUACAAUGCGGAUUGCUUCAUCAGAAUUUGCAGAUGAUCCUUGCUCGUCGGUGAAGCGAGGCACCAUGGUGAGGGCGGCCCGUGCACUACUUUCUGCUGUUACCCGCUUACUCAUACUAGCAGACUUGGCGGAUGUCAUGAGGCUUCUGACACAUUUAAAAAUUGUGGAAGAAGCUCUUGAAACUGUGAAACAUGCAACAAAUGAACAAGACCUCGCUUACCGCUUCAAAGAGUUUGGCAAGGAGAUGGUUAAGCUAAACUAUGUAGCAGCAAGAAGGCAGCAGGAGCUGAAGGACCCUCACUGCAGGGAUGAGAUGGCAGCUGCUCGCGGGGCUCUGAAGAAGAACGCCACCAUGCUUUACACUGCAUCACAAGCCUACCUGCGUCACCCUGACGUGGCAGCCACAAGAGCCAACCGGGAUUAUGUGUUCAAACAAGUGCAGGAGGCGAUAGCGGGCAUCGCCAAUGCUGCGCAGGCCUCGUCCCCCACUGAUGAGAAGCAGGGUCACACGGGCAUUGGGGAGCUGGCCGCUGCCCUCAAUGAGUUUGAUAAUAAGAUCGUCCUAGACCCCAUGACCUUCAGUGAAGCCCGGUUCCGGCCAUCUCUUGAGGAGAGGUUGGAGAGCAUCAUCAGUGGGGCAGCCUUGAUGGCGGACUCCUCAUGCACCCGCGACGACAGGAGAGAGAGAAUCGUGGCCGAGUGCAAUGCCGUCCGUCAAGCCCUUCAAGACCUACUGAGCGAGUACAUGAACAACUGCAGAUAUAACACAUAUAUGAAUGAGUCCUGUUCAACUGGAAGGAAAGAAAAAGGUGACCCGUUAAACAUUGCUAUUGAUAAGAUGACCAAAAAGACACGGGAUCUGCGCAGACAGCUCCGGAAGGCGGUAAUGGACCAUAUCUCAGAUUCUUUCUUGGAGACAAAUGUUCCCCUGCUGGUUCUUAUUGAAGCUGCAAAGAGUGGUAACGAGAAGGAAGUAAAAGAAUAUGCCCAAGUGUUUCGGGAACAUGCCAACAAAUUGGUUGAGGUUGCAAACCUCGCCUGUUCCAUUUCAAAUAAUGAAGAUGGGGUGAAGUUGGUGCGUAUGGCGGCCACCCAGAUUGAUAGCCUCUGCCCACAGGUGAUCAAUGCUGCCCUGACACUGGCUGCUAGACCUCAGAGUAAAGUUGCUCAAGAUAACAUGGAUGUAUUUAAAGACCAAUGGGAGAAGCAAGUGAGGGUACUUACUGAGGCUGUAGAUGACAUCACUUCUGUAGAUGACUUCCUAUCUGUCUCUGAAAACCACAUACUGGAGGACGUCAACAAGUGUGUAAUUUCUCUACAAGAGGGGGAUGUGGACACGUUGGAUAGAACUGCGGGGGCUAUUCGAGGCCGUGCCGCCAGAGUGAUCCAUAUCAUUAAUGCCGAGAUGGAGAACUAUGAAGCAGGAGUCUACACAGAGAAAGUUCUAGAAGCUACAAAGUUACUUUCGGAAACUGUUAUGCCUCGUUUUGCUGAACAAGUGGAAGUUGCAAUUGAAGCUUUGAGCACAAAUAUCCCCCAAACAUUUGAAGAGAAUGAGUUCAUUGAUGCAUCUCGACUAGUAUACGAUGGUGUGAGGGACAUCAGGAAAGCUGUACUCAUGAUAAGGACUCCUGAAGAAUUAGAAGAUGAUUCUGACUUUGAACAGGAAGAUUAUGAUGUCAGAAGCCGAACAAGUGUGCAGACAGAAGAUGACCAGUUGAUUGCUGGACAAAGUGCAAGGGCAAUAAUGGCCCAACUCCCACAAGAAGAGAAAGCCAAAAUUGCAGAGCAAGUGGAGAUCUUCCACCAAGAGAAAAGCAAACUGGAUGCAGAAGUUGCCAAAUGGGAUGACAGUGGCAAUGACAUUAUUGUAUUAGCCAAACAGAUGUGCAUGAUCAUGAUGGAGAUGACCGAUUUUACCAGAGGGAAAGGUCCACUAAAGAACACAUCUGAUGUGAUUAAUGCGGCCAAGAAGAUUGCAGAAGCCGGCUCCAGGAUGGACAAGCUGGCUCGUGCUGUCGCUGAUCAGUGUCCUGAUUCUGCAUGCAAACAAGAUCUGCUCGCCUACCUUCAACGGAUCGCACUCUACUGCCACCAGCUCAAUAUCUGCAGCAAGGUGAAAGCUGAAGUGCAAAACCUGGGAGGCGAACUCAUUGUUUCAGGGCCCGGAAUGCAGAGCACUUUCACUACCUUUUAUGACGUAGCAGGUGAUGUCAUAGCUGGUGGCAGGGAUAGUCAACUUUCCCUCGACCUUCUCCCCUCCUGCGCUGAAGGAGCUCUUUUUGGCAACGGAAGCAGGGACUCAAGCAUGUUGGACAGUGCCACCUCCCUUAUUCAGGCAGCCAAAAAUCUGAUGAAUGCCGUUGUGCUCACCGUGAAGGCCUCUUACGUUGCCUCAACCAAGUACCAGAAAAUCUAUGGCACAGCAGCCGUAAACUCUCCCGUUGUAUCUUGGAAGAUGAAGGCUCCAGAGAAGAAGCCGUUAGUAAAAAGAGAAAAACCAGAAGAAUACCAGACCCGAGUACGAAGAGGAUCCCAAAAGAAGCACAUCUCACCAGUUCAGGCUCUAAGUGAAUUUAAAGCAAUGGAUUCAUUCUAG
Molecule: messenger RNA, 2901 nt
Organism: Bufo bufo (common toad)
Lineage: Eukaryota; Metazoa; Chordata; Amphibia; Anura; Bufonidae
Gene: CTNNA2
Product: catenin alpha 2
Exons: 20
Coding region: 1-2901 (966 amino acids)
Biological process (GO): cell-cell adhesion; cell migration
Cellular component (GO): adherens junction; catenin complex; actin cytoskeleton
Molecular function (GO): actin filament binding; structural molecule activity; beta-catenin binding
Source: RefSeq, a predicted model, not a curated record